AUGGAAGAACCAAAUACAGACAGCCACGGCGUCCCCGAACGGAUCGAAGAAAUAGAAAUUCAGCUGGUCAAAGAUGUUCUACCACCUUCGCCGCCAUUAACCAACGGUAGCAUGUCAGACCUGGAUGGCGGAAAAGUAGACAUACCACUUCCACCUCCGACCAUUAUCCCUAACAAAGUGCUGGACCUCGAUUUGAAGACACCGGACAGCCAUGUACCGCGUGACCCCAGACUGAUCAGACUGACCGGAGUUCACCCAUUCAAUGUCGAAGCACCCCUCACAGAACUAUUCAACGAAGGUUUCCUAACAAGUCCGGAACUGUUUUAUGUGAGGAACCAUGGCGCUGUACCGCAGGUCAAGGACGAAGACAUUAUUGACUGGCAGUUUACAGUGGAAGGACUGGUGGACAAACCGAUGACAAUAUCGCUGAAAGAGUUGAUGACUGAAUACGAGCAAGUGACGUAUCCAAUCACCCUCGUGUGUGCAGGGAAUCGAAGAAAGGAACAGAACGUGGUCCGAAAAAGCAAAGGGUUCUCUUGGGGCGCCGCUGGACUCUCGACGGCUCUCUUCACCGGCGUCGUCAUGUCCGAUGUCAUCAGAAGAGCGAGACCCAUGCGGAAUGCUAGGUAUGUCUGUAUGGAAGGCGCCGACAGGCUUCCCAAUGGAUUCUAUGGCACAUCUGUCAAGUUGAACUGGGCCUUGGACGCCAAUCGCGGCUUCAUGCUCGCUUACAAGAUGAACGGCGAGACACUCCGACCGGAUCACGGCAAGCCUUUGCGUGCAGUGAUCCCCGGCCAGAUCGGAGGUCGGUCCGUCAAAUGGCUGAAGAAGCUGAUUGUCACAGAUGCACCCAGUGACAACUGGUAUCACAUCUACGACAACCGGGUCCUGCCGACCAUGAUCUCUCCUGAAGAGGCGGCAAGCAAUACGAAUUGGUGGAUGGAUGAACGGUAUGCCAUCUACGACCUUAGCCCCAACUCUGUCAUCUGUUACCCCCAGCACGAGGAGCGGCUGUGCCUGAACCGAGCCCCUCACGCCUACAGAGCCAGAGGAUAUGCCUAUAGUGGAGGUGGCCGCCGCAUCACACGUGUCGAGAUCUCACUGGACAAAGGCAAAGCGUGGCGGCUGGCAGAAAUUGACUACGUCGAGGACCGUUACCGACACGUGGAGAAAGAUCUGUUUGGGGGCCGGCUUGACAUGUCGUGGCGCGAGACGUGCUUUUGCUGGUGUUUCUGGUCGAUCAGUCUACUCACUGACGAACUCGCCAGAGCAAAAGACAUCCUCGUGCGUUCAAUGGACGAGAGCAUGAAUGUUCAACCACGCGACAUGUACUGGUCUGUUCUUGGGAUGAUGAACAACCCGUGGUUCCGUGUCACGAUCACCCUGGAUGGCGAGCAACUCCGCUUCGAACACCCGACCCAGCCUGCACUAAUGCCAGGCGGCUGGAUGGAAAGAGUCAAGAAGUCCGGGGGGAACUUGGCCAACGGCUUUUGGGGGGAGAGACUUGACGGCGAAGAACCAACGAUCUCCGUCGAAGAACAGGCCAAGGAAAUCUCUAUGGUCAAGGAAGGUCUCAAGAACCCCGUCACCAUCGACGAGCUUCGGAAACAUGGCACCGAGCAACAGCCCUGGUUCGUGGUCAAGGGCGAAGUGUAUGAUGGCACGGCAUUUCUGAAGGAGCAUCCCGGCGGUGCGCAAAGUAUCAUCUCGGCGGCUGGAUUAGACAGUACUGAGGAGUUUCUCGCGAUCCACAGCGAAACAGCUAAGGCUAUGAUGCCUAAGUAUCAUAUCGGGUCACUUGAUGACGCCGCCAAAACUGCCUUGAUGGUGGGCGAGAUUGAGAUCGAGCAGUGUGUGAAACCUCCCGAUGUCUUCCUGAAUGCCAAAGCAUGGAAGAGGGCCAUCCUCCACGACAAGCGAGUUGUUUCUGGGGAUACUCGUAUCUUUACUUACAAGUUGGAGCAUCCGGAGCAACGCCUCGGCUUACCCGUCGGUCAACAUCUCAUGGUGAGGCUCCGAGACCCCGUCACCCGCGAAGCCAUCAUUCGCAGUUAUACUCCCAUCUCGGAUAUCAACGACCAGGGCUUCAUGGAGAUGCUCGUUAAAGUGUACUUUGCAAAUACAGGCCGCGAGGGUGGCAAGAUGUCCCUGGCGAUGGAUGCUCUGCCCAUUGGACAUUUCGUCGAGAUGAAGGGACCGAUCGGCAAGUUCGAAUACGUUGGUUGUGGCAAGUGUCUCGUCUACGAGCAGGAGAGGAUUGUUGACUCGUUCAUCAUGAUCUGUGGAGGAAGUGGAAUCACGCCCAUCUAUCAAGUCUUCCGGGCCAUCGUUCGAGACCCCGAUGACAAGACGCAGUGCACCAUCUUUGACGGGAAUCGGUUUUUCGAGGACAUUUUGUGCAGAGAAGAGCUCGACGCUUUGCUGAUGGGGAACGAGCACAGAUGUAGAGUCCUGCAUACGCUUACCAACCCACCCAAAGACUGGACGGGCUUGAGAGGGCGCAUCACCGGCCAGUUGGUUCUCGAUCACUCUACCAGAACCGAUGAAACGCUGAUACUCAUAUGUGGUCCAGAGGCGAUGGAGAAGACCAUGCGUGAAGCGCUGCUGGAGCAGGGUUGGCAUGAUGACCAAGUGAUGGUCUUUUAG
This is a messenger RNA of Fonsecaea nubica, 2646 nucleotides long. RefSeq lists its product as hypothetical. Gene Ontology annotation, molecular function: molybdenum ion binding; nitrate reductase (NADPH) activity; molybdopterin cofactor binding. The coding region runs from base 1 to 2646 and encodes 881 amino acids. The transcript has a single exon. Lineage: Eukaryota; Fungi; Ascomycota; Eurotiomycetes; Chaetothyriales; Herpotrichiellaceae. Gene Ontology annotation, biological process: nitrate assimilation; nitric oxide biosynthetic process. The record is from RefSeq and is a predicted model, not a curated record.